This is a messenger RNA of Funneliformis mosseae, 2022 nucleotides long. NCBI's taxonomy places the organism in Eukaryota, Fungi, Glomeromycota, Glomeromycetes, Glomerales, Glomeraceae. The record is from the annotation of a GenBank genome assembly.
AUGAAAACGAACUUUUUUGCAGAAUGUUUGGAUUGGACGCUUAUGGACUUUUUGAACUUUCGUCGGAAAGAAGAGAAUUGGACGGCGGAUAAAGUGAAGGAGCACAACACGUAUGUUAAGACCCUUGGCAUGCUUACAAGCAGUGGCUCAAGCGAACAUCAAUCUAAAGCAUUUUCUGCUCUAAAAGCAUUUACAGUUAACAUCACAAUGCUUGACAAUUUGAACGAAGAUACCACUGUUCUAGAUGGGUUUGGAAGCAGAUAUCCCAGGUUGACUAUCACGUUAUACCACAUCACAACGCUUGACAAUCUGAACAGUGAUAUAACUGUUCUAGGUCAAGUUGUUGAUGACUAUCAUGAUGAAGCCAGCGGAGAAAAUGUCUUCUAUUUUUGGCAUACCAUCGCCCAAGAAAAGAAAGAGUUAAAGCUAAUGACCCUUGAGAACAAAAAGAUGAUCUUUCAAAAGGAAAAAGAUAUGUUGAUUGAACGCACGGCACUUCAACAUGCCAAACUGUUGUGUACCACAGCACAGGAAGUUGGAUCCCAAUCGAAAAUGGUACAAGAAGAAAUUACCGAGAUCAUACCUGGCUUACAAGGAACUAAGCAUGGCCGUGACAUAGAAGAGGAGGAUGACGAAUUUAAUGCUGAUAUAACAAUUAUCGGUGGCAAAAGCACAGAUUGGAUCGUUAAUGGGAUCCAUAUAAGAGAAAGGCUGACACAAUACCAGCUUGAUAAAAAUCCAUCGAAAACGAAACCAGAGUAUUAUGACGUUAUUUUCUUCAAUUCUAAUGACAAGGAUGGUUUCUUAGGGACAUUAGAUAAAAGUAUCAUUGUACAGAUGCGUAACGAUAUAAGGAAGAAAGAAGAAAAAACAAAAGAUAAUAUGGAGCAAGAGAUUAAAUUAUUUCUUGAUAGUAUUAUUGAUCGUGAUAUAAAAAAGACUAAGGAGAAACUUAAUCGACGGAAAGAAGAAACUAUUUCUUCAUUUGAAAAGAGCUUCGCGUUGCAUUUUGUGAGUCGUAUGAUAGAAUUAAUGGAAGAUGUGAAUUUGUUUCUUGAUCCUAUGUCUGAGGGAACAUAUAUCGUUAAUGUUUUAGCACCCAUUCUCGGUUACUUCUUCAUUAAAAAUAAAAAAGAUUGGCUUGCAUCAUACGGAGAAACUUGCCUCAAGGCGAGUGCAAAAGAUGGUAAUUCUCAAAAAACAGAUGACGAACGCCGAUCUAGUGGAAAGAAAAUAGAUACUAUUAUUUCCAUGAGAGAAGAAGAUAAAGAAUUUUCUGUAACUGAAGUCAGUGGACCUCCGAUAAAAAAUGAUUGGGCACACUUUAAGGGUGAUCGGAUGAAGAUCACGAUGAUGUUAAAAACUUUAAUGAAUCAGUUUGCAGAGCUUAGUCCGAGUUCUGACAUUACUCUGGUCAGGUUAUAUGGAUUACAGUCAUAUUUAAAUGAGUUAACCAUUUACGAAUUUCAACUCAAAUAUACCGAGAUUUAUACUAUGGAAGCAACAUUAACAUUUUCCUUACCUAAGACAUGGACAGACAUGGCAAAGGCCCAUGAAACUGUAAUGGGCUUGUUGAAGUAUGAGUGCCUAUUAUCUGAAAGCUCAAAAACUAUACGAGACUUUCUAUGGAAUAAAGAUAGUAGGGUUGAAGCUAUUAAAAUGACAACACGGAUGAUUCACACCCCUGAAACAGUUAAUGGCGCAGAAUUUUCACUUGAAAAAUAUAAAGAUUUGCCUAUAUCAGGAUUUGAAUUUUUAACUCAAGUGAUCGCUGUGAAGAUUCUUCGUGCACUUGUAAUUCGUCCAUUUAUAAGUAUUGCAAAAGGUCUAAAUACUCACACCGGGGAUUUAAGGGGAGGCGUUUACUUCGUCGACACCCAUUUCAUCGACACCCAUUCAGUGAAGGUUCUAGAAGAUGGUAAUAUAGAACAAAUAGAAUUAGACGAUUUUUCAGCAGAACCUUUUGAAGAGGGCGUUAAAGAAGACGCAGAGAAAGAAGAAAAAGAUUCGAAAAUUAAUUGA